AUGGCCCCAGUUAGCUACAUUACUCGUGCACAGUCAUUCUCGGCUGCCCACCGUCUACAUUCUCCUCAUCUUACAGACGAAGCAAAUUUAGCACUAUAUGGAAAAUGCAACCACCCAAACUACCAUGGCCAUAACUACAAAGUGGAGAUCACCUUGAAAGGAGAGAUCAAUCCCAGCAAUGGCAUGGUCAUGAAUCUAGUUGAUUUGAAAGAAUGCAUCAAGCACGCCGUAUUAGAUCCACUAGAUCAUAAGAAUCUGGAUCUUGACGUGGACUUCUUCCGUAAGAACCCAAGUACUACCGAGAAUCUUGCUGUCUAUAUUUGGAGAAAUUUUCAAUAUCAUUUUGCACGUCAUUCAGCGUGGCGAACUAGUUCUGCAAGCCUCUACAGAGUCAGGAUCCAAGAAACAGAUCUCAAUUCGGUUGAAUACUUUGGAGAAGGUGAAGAAAAUAACCAAGAGUCCCUUCCAGAUGUCGAGUUUGACAAUAGGAGACACGCAUAGUCAAAAACAUGAAAAAGGGGUUGAAAAUCUAUCCACUUCUUUUUAUAUAUAUCUUGUUUUUGUUGUGAAAUUCAUAUUAUUGGAAUUAUCUGCAUACUAUGAUACGUACAUGUGUAUUAUUGAAUUUUAUGUACUAUGUUUCUGCUAUUCCUUAAUUCUAGCAGAGAGUAUUUUUUUACUAGGAUCUACUUGAAGAGUUGGUACAACCAAAAUAUCAUGAACCCAUAAUUAACUCUCUUUUUUUUUUUGGAGAAGAAGAAAAAAAAACUAACGCCUAAAUAAAAGCCAAGAUAUAGACAAAU
Molecule: messenger RNA, 803 nt
Organism: Phycomyces blakesleeanus NRRL 1555(-)
Lineage: Eukaryota; Fungi; Mucoromycota; Mucoromycetes; Mucorales; Phycomycetaceae
Exons: 4
Coding region: 1-501 (166 amino acids)
Biological process (GO): tetrahydrobiopterin biosynthetic process
Cellular component (GO): mitochondrion
Molecular function (GO): 6-pyruvoyltetrahydropterin synthase activity
Source: RefSeq, a predicted model, not a curated record